This is a messenger RNA of Miscanthus lutarioriparius, 363 nucleotides long. The record is from the annotation of a GenBank genome assembly. NCBI's taxonomy places the organism in Eukaryota, Viridiplantae, Streptophyta, Magnoliopsida, Poales, Poaceae.
AUGAGUGCUUCCCGCCACGUCGUCCUACGUCAGCGGCCCCGGAGCGGCGGCGGCGUCGACCUAGGUCACGCCGCUCGUGCCUGUGCGCGUACGACGUGGCUCCUCCCCUUCGCUGUUGAUGCCGAUUUGCAGAUGGAGUCUGCGGAUGUUCUCGAGGAAACCCUAGCCACCGAUUUCGCCCAGAGAGGGGUAUGCUUCAGCUCGUUUCGUUUCUUGGAAAGCCCCUCCCCAUACUUUGCUUCUUUGUCAUACCAUCUAUGCAUUAAUGUUUCUCCAAUGAGGCUACAACCUGAAGAUAUCUACACAUGCUGCAUAAAAGUACAGACACUAUCACAGGAUCAUGGUCAUUUAUCCCAUCCAUAA